This is a messenger RNA of Podospora pseudocomata, 1933 nucleotides long. RefSeq lists its product as uncharacterized. The transcript has 4 exons. The record is from RefSeq and is a predicted model, not a curated record. Gene Ontology annotation, cellular component: endoplasmic reticulum membrane. Bases 148 to 1674 code for a protein of 508 amino acids. Gene Ontology annotation, biological process: nuclear membrane fusion involved in karyogamy; karyogamy involved in conjugation with cellular fusion. NCBI's taxonomy places the organism in Eukaryota, Fungi, Ascomycota, Sordariomycetes, Sordariales, Podosporaceae.
AAUUUCACCCAUAACCUCCAACACUUGAUGACCAUCCUCUUUUCUUUCUCCCGUCAAGCCCGCAGCAGGUAACAGUCUCUGCGCCAUUUCUCACGUUCCGUCAAUUUGACAACCGAUAUUCUUUCGCGCAUCAACGCUUUCGAUACCAUGCUGAAAAUGAAGACCGGUCUGGUCGUACUUACGGUGCUCUUACCGUGGGUCGAUGGAUUUGGAUGGAGGGCCGAGAGAAGGCCGAGUGCUCCAGCAGUUGAUACAAAUGAACGCCGCUCUGCGCUUUCGCAGCAAGACUCGAGACACUCAGACGUUUACACAAGGGCGCUGAACGAGCUCCAAGAGAUGGAAUCGGAACCGCUAUGCCAUCGCGUGGCAGCCCGCCUACUCGUCAACAACUGCGAAUUGGUGGAUGGGAAGAAUGAAGCUACAAUGCUGACUGACAGUGGCCGGCAACUGCGAGAUUUCGUCGACUCUUACGCGGCUAGCUUGGCGAUUUGCGAUCUAGAGAGGGGCAGCUUCAAGAUACCAAACGAAUGCGCCAAGUUUCGUGAGCCAUCCUUGACCCAAAUUGCGAUGCGGAGCGAACCUCAGCUUCAUGUCACGCCUUCGGAGAUUGGACUGUGUUUGUCGGCGCUGGCAGCUUCGGAUGCAGCUUGGAGCACGUGGGUGAGCUAUCGUCAUAAAGCAUUGAGGUUCUGCGAGGCGGCAAGGGCAGAUAAUGAGAAGGACCAAAACAUCUUGCUGUACCAGCGUCUUACCCAGGUCAUUGCCAAACUUACCGACGGCGUCGAAGCCGAGCUGCAGAAACGGAUGGACGACCUCGAUAACCGUGCCCGGCAAUCUAUGGAGAACCUUGACCGACUCGCGCCCAAGGUAGAUGAGUUAGGAGAAGGCCUGUCGAGACUUGAGAGCUACCUCUCGGGUGAUCUCGACUUUGCGAUGCGAAAGGCCACCGAAUCUAUGCAGGACAGUCUCGAGAAUGCGGAAGGUCUUCAGAAGCUACUGGGUCUUCUCUUCGCAAAUGUUCUCGAUGGUAGCGCCCGAGCGGCCCAUGCUCAUGAGACCUCGCUCCAACAAACCAAAAGGGUCAAUGACGGCAUGGGUGCCUUGAUAGACAUCGUCUCAACUGCGAUGGCCUCAUCCGCCUCACUGAGCCAGCAAAUUCAAUUCCAAAAUCAACAAGCCGUUGCAUUGACCCAGCGUCAGGAUGCCCUUGAACAAGGAGUUGGUCGCAUUCUUGCCGCCACCGAGAAGCUGUCCGACGAGGUUGAGGACCAUACAUCCAUGCUCAAGCAAGCAAAAAACAUUACGAACGAAAUCUUGGAUGCCCUCGAAGAAACCGCCGCUGCCGCCUUGACCGUUAACGAAUCAAUGUUCAAGACCGCAACGACAAAAAGCUGGUGGCCGUUUCUUGUCUGUCCCUCGGCCUCGCUGGUACUGGGAUCAUAUGGAAUGCCACCUUCGAUGCUCCGAAACUUUGGGCUGUUGGCUUUUGGUGAGGCCAUCGGCUUUUUGGUGUCCUCAUAUGGCGAUUUGACAACGCAGUUCUCUAUCACCGUUGAUGCCUUCGGGGAUUAUGUCAUGCCGUCAGAGUUGGCAUCAAAGUUCGACGCCAACAACACGGAUUCCACGGAUUUGACAAACCUCACGGACACAGCAACGGAGGCAUCCUCACUCUAAUGUACAUGAUGCACAUGAUUCGUUUCAUGAUCUCUAUUUUUAGUUUUGGGUCUCAUCGCUGGCGCGGUGGGCUGAUGAUUUUGACGAAGGAAGGAGGAUAUGGGACACAAUGACUGGGGGCUUUAAUGAUAUAAGCCGGGAUAUGGGACACGUCCGUUUCUUUUCACGUAGAUAUGAGGACAGCCGAUCAUGAUGAUGAAUGGAGAUGGAUCAUUAAUACAGAGUUGUAUGGAAUGGUUAUGUGCAGCCUCCUUCCGGG